CUCUCACUUUUAUCUUCUUCAUCCAAACAACUCCACGAGAUAGAGGAGGGAGAGAGAGAUUCAGAGCAACCAUGGCGAACACAAUCCCCGGGGCAGCCGUCGGGCUUUCCUGCUCGACUCCGAAGCUCUCUCAGAGACCCACCUCGCGGUUUUCGCAAUCGUCCCGGCGGUUCUGCACCGUCAAGAUGGCCGUCUCCCUCGAUGAGAAGAAGAAGAGUUUCACUCUCGAAAAAUCCGAGCAGGCUUUCAAUGCCGCCAAGGAGUUGAUGCCUGGAGGUGUAAAUUCCCCUGUUCGGGCUUUUAAGUCUGUUGGUGGACAACCUAUUGUGAUGGAUUCUGUUAAGGGAUCUCACAUGUGGGACAUAGAUGGAAAUGAGUACAUCGACUAUGUGGGAUCGUGGGGACCUGCUAUAAUCGGGCAUGCAGAUGAUGAGGUACUUGCAGCUCUGGCUGAAACGAUGAAGAAGGGAACUAGCUUUGGUGCACCUUGUCUUCUAGAGAAUGUUCUGGCAGAAACUGUGAUCGCGGCUGUUCCAAGCAUUGAAAUGGUUCGAUUUGUGAACUCAGGUACUGAAGCAUGCAUGGGUGUGCUCCGCUUGGCCCGUGCAUACACUGGCCGACCGAAGAUCAUUAAGUUCGAGGGCUGUUACCAUGGUCAUGCUGAUCCAUUCCUUGUCAAGGCUGGUAGUGGAGUGGCCACACUAGGACUUCCAGACUCACCUGGUGUUCCGAAGGCAGCCACUUUUGAUACUCUAACAGCCCCCUACAAUGACUUGCCGGCUGUGGAAGCUCUUUUUGAAAAUCACAAAGGAGAAAUUGCUGGAGUCAUCCUUGAACCCGUUGUUGGGAACGCUGGCUUCAUUACUCCCAAAUCCGAUUUCCUUAAUGGUAUCCGCAAGCUCACCAAAGAAAAUGAUACUCUCCUCAUAUUUGAUGAAGUGAUGACUGGAUUCCGCUUGUCUUAUGGUGGAGCACAGGAGUAUUUUGGCAUUACUCCUGAUUUAACAACACUCGGGAAAAUCAUUGGUGGUGGACUGCCAGUCGGUGCAUAUGGUGGACGGAGGGAGAUUAUGGAAAUGGUGGCACCAGCAGGACCGAUGUACCAAGCCGGGACCCUGAGUGGAAAUCCAUUAGCAAUGACUGCGGGGAUUCAUACCCUUAAGAGGUUGAGGGAGCCAGGAAGUUAUGAAUACCUGGAUAAGAUCACAGGUGAACUCAUUCAAGGUAUCAUAGAAGCCGGGAAGAGGGCUGGGCAUGCAAUGUGUGGUGGGUACAUAAGUGGCAUGUUCGGGUUUUUCUUCACUGAAGGGCCUGUGUACAACUUUGAGGACGCGAAAAAGAGUGACAUUGCAAAGUUUGCAAAGUUUUAUAGGGGACUGCUGGAGGAAGGUGUAUACCUUGCUCCGUCACAGUUCGAGGCUGGGUUUACAAGCUUGGCACAUACUCCGGAGGACAUCCAAAACACGAUAGCUGCUGCUGAUAGAGUUUUUAGGCAGAUUUAGAAACCAAGUCGUUUCUCUGUACUAUUAUUUUCCUCUUUUCACGUUUCGUUUUGUUUAUUUUCCCCUGUUGCAGGGUUGUCAAAGUUGUAGGUGAUCUGGAGAGAGUUGUUUAUCAUUUGAACUUUUUCGUACCUUAGUUAGCCCUAGUUUGGUACGUGAUUUUGAAAAAAGUGGCUAUAAAAAAAAAGCUUAGAGCUUUUUUAUAUUUGGUAAA
This is a messenger RNA of Pyrus x bretschneideri (Chinese white pear), 1716 nucleotides long. RefSeq names its product glutamate-1-semialdehyde 2,1-aminomutase, chloroplastic. Gene Ontology annotation, biological process: tetrapyrrole biosynthetic process. The coding region runs from base 72 to 1502 and encodes 476 amino acids. Gene Ontology annotation, molecular function: glutamate-1-semialdehyde 2,1-aminomutase activity; pyridoxal phosphate binding; transaminase activity. The record is from RefSeq and is a predicted model, not a curated record. NCBI's taxonomy places the organism in Eukaryota, Viridiplantae, Streptophyta, Magnoliopsida, Rosales, Rosaceae. Gene Ontology annotation, cellular component: chloroplast. The transcript has 3 exons.